GGAAUUUCGAUUAGGUAUAGUUUUGGAGAAACGUACUUCCGAGGAAUUGUGGAUAUUGUUAAGGAAGAUCGAGGAAAUUUCGAAAAAUAUUCUAUUUAUUAAUGUUAGGAGCAAUGAAUUUAACUGUUUGAAAGAAGUACAAGAUGUUCUUGCCAAUGAAACACAAGAAGAUAACACGAGAGUGAUACUUGUUGAGAAAGGAAACUUUGAAUCUGGUCUCUUAGGAUUCAUUAAUUGCUUACAGAAAGAACCUGGAGGAAAAAUCUUUCGAGCUGUUUUAGUUCAGGAUCUUACAGCCCGAAAUUUUCUUUAGAAUUGCCCCUUUAUUCGGAACAAUUCGAAACCGAUCUUUUUAUCAAUGUUUUAAGGCCAGGAAACAUAUGGGGAUCAUAUAGGCAUCAACUACAUCCAUCUCAUGAACCAAAGCUUAUGUAUCAUGCUUUCGUUAAUCAGUUGUCACGCGGAGAUUUAAGUACAUUACGUUGGCUCGAAGGACCAAUUACGAAAGACUAUCAAAAGGAGAAUCUUGUUCGCAUCCAUUAUGCAUCGUUGAACUUUAAAGACGUGAUGUUGGCAACAGGUAAAAUAGGAUUAGAUGUGUUUCAACAGAUCAGAAAAGAUGUUGACUAUGUACUUGGAUUUGAAUAUAGCGGAAUCACUAUUGGUGGUCGACGUAUUAUGGGACUUAAUCCAAACAAAUGCUUAUCAAAUCUUUGUCAAAUGGACGAGAUUUUUUCUUGAACCGUAUCUGAUAGUUGGAAUUUGGAAAAUGCAGCGACAGUACCAUGCGUAUAUUCCACAUAUAUUGUUGCGCUUUAUAUUUACGGAGAAAUGAAAAAGGGUGAUAGAAUACUUAUCCACUCUGGUGCUGGUGGUGUUGGCCAAGCUGCGAUUAACUUAGCUCUUCACGAAGGCUGUGAAGUAUUUACUACCGUUGGUACACCAGAAAAACGUAAAUUUAUUAAAGAAACAUUACCCAGCAUCGAUGAUAAUCAUAUUGGAAAUUCUCGAGAUACUAGCUUCGAACAAAUGAUUUUGCAAGAAACCGACGAUAGAGGUGUAGAUAUAGUUCUAAAUUUUUUAACGGAAGUAACACUUUUAGCAUCUCUGCGUUGUUUAACCUAUGGAGAACAAUUUUUAGAAAUUGGAAAAUUUGACUUAGCCGCAGAUAAUCCGUUAAACAUCGAUGUCUUUACGAAGGAGAUCAGUUUUCAUGCUGUAAUGUUAGAUCAAAUUAUAAUUACCAAGGACGAAAUCAAAAAUGAAAUAAGUUCAAGAGUAAACAAACUCCUUAAAGAAAAUGCAAUCAAACCUAUUGCAAGAAGAAUCUUCGGCAAAGAUAAAAUAGAGAAAGCUUUUAGAUUCAUGGCUGCUGGUAAUCAUAUUGGAAAAGUACUCAUAAAGAUACGCGAAGAAAAUGAACAACUGAAUACACCGAUCUUGACUGAACCUUAUUAUAGAUGUUUCCCGAACAAAGGUUAUACAAUUAUUGGCGGCUUUGGAGGCUUUGGUUUAGAAUUAAUCGAAUGGUUGGUUCUUCGAAAUACUAAAAAUAUUGUCAUUACUUCGCGAAACGGCUUGAAGAAUGGUUAUCAACAAAUGAGAAUCAAGAGAUGGGAAUCAUACGGCGUGAAUAUUAAGAUCUUUGUCGGUCUCGAUGCGGCUAAUCAAGAAGAUUGCGAGCUUAUAGACCGUAUUUGUCAUAAACACACUAUGAAUACUUUUGAAGAAUGUUUCAAGGGAAAGGCCUGGGCAACGAAACGUUUGGACGAAGUUACUAGAAACCUUUGUCCAGAUCUUCGGCAUUUCGUAGUCUUCUACGAAAUAUGCGAAAAAAGGGUAGAAGAAGGUUUGCCUGGAUUAGCUAUUCAAUGGGGAGCGAUUGGAGACGUCGGUCUUAUUGCAGACAUGCAGGAUAACGAGAAAGAACUUGUUAUUGGCGGCACUUUACAGCAAAAAAUAACAUCUUGUUUAAAAGAAAUGAAUCGAUUUUUGGUACAAGAUAAACCUAUAGUUGCUAGUAUGAUAAUCGCUGAAAGACGAUUAGAUGGAGUUUGUUCGGACAAUGUCGUAAAUACUGUCUUAAAAAUUAUGUGUAUUAAAGAAUUGAAGAGUAUCAAUCAACAAAUUUCCUUGGCUGAACUUGGAAUGGAUUCUAUGAUGGGCGUGGAAAUAAAACAAACUUUAGAGCGCGAGUAUGAAAUAUAUCUCAACGCGGAAAAUAUUCGCAGCUUAAACUUUGCCAAACUUGUGGAAAUAGAUAAUAAGCGGGCAGGUGAUAGUAAUCGUAUUGAAAUUGCAACCGACAAAAUAUUAUUUAGUAAAAAAGUAUUGAUGCAAUUGUUCGGCGAAGAACUUUCCUCCGAAUUAAUUAUCUCCCUUAAAACUAACCCAGAGGAAGGUCGGAGCGAGAUAUUCUUCAUUCCAGGUAUUGAAGGCUAUGGUAUAAUUUUCGAAACUUUAGAAUCGAAAAUUAAGUCGCCAGCCACUUGUUUCCAACUUAGGACAAAUUAUGAAUUAGAAACUGUAGAAGAAAUGGCCCGUUCAUUUUUACCGCAUAUAUUAGAGAAACUUAAAGAUCGAAAAGAUUUUACUUUAGUGAGAUACUCAUUCGGAUCGCUUGUAACAAUUGAACUCGCACGACAAUUAGAAGCCAAAGGAUUUAAAGGCCGGCUAAUUUUGAUAGACGGUGCUCCUCAACUAAUGAAAGAAUAUGUAAACCAACAGUUACAAUCGUCAUCAGAGGAAGAGCGAGAAACCAAAGUUUUUGUUAUUAUGGCGAAGAUAUUAACAUCUGUUAAGAUCGAACAGCUUGUACUUGAAUUGGAAAAAUCCAAAACGUGGGAUGAGAAGAUAAUUGACGGCAAAGUAGAAGUACAUCUUAUUGACAGCAAUCAUGCCACGAUGUUAGAAAACAAUGAAAUUGCAAUGGCGAUUAAUUGUGAACCGCUUAAGCAGAACUCAUAA
Molecule: messenger RNA, 2967 nt
Organism: Vespa crabro (European hornet)
Lineage: Eukaryota; Metazoa; Arthropoda; Insecta; Hymenoptera; Vespidae
Product: fatty acid synthase-like
Biological process (GO): fatty acid biosynthetic process
Molecular function (GO): oxidoreductase activity; fatty acid synthase activity
Source: RefSeq, a predicted model, not a curated record